AUGUCACUUGAGUUAGGUCACACCGUCUCGGGCGCUCCGAAUUUCAUGUAAAAUUCUGAAUUAAUUUGUUAUUUUUUGAUCCGCUUAAGCUUUAAACUUUUUGUUUUUAAUAAAUUAAAUUCAAAAUCUUCUUGGUCUCGAAAAUAAGAAAACGAAAAUUAAAAGAAAAACAAACAAAAACUAUGAAUAAUGUUGCUGUGCAAGAUUGGACAAAAGAACAGGUCGUCAUCUGGGCACGAGAUGAAGAAAAUCUCAGUGCGUUUGUCACGGCUUGUCUGGAUUCGGAAGAAAUCGAUGGCCGAACUCUGCUCGCUCUAACCGAAAAUGAUAUUAGGGAUCUCCGCUACAGACUCAAUUAUCAAUUAAAGUUUAGUGACAUUAAAAAACUAUGGAUAUCGGUGCGGAAUCUCCAGCGCAACAACAUAUAUCUCAUCAAAUUUUUGGGAGGUGGUGUUGACGAUGCACGAUUGAUGGAUGGGCCACAUCCAAUGACACAAGGAAUCGGACACAAUAGGAAUAUUUGCUGUGGCGGUGGGGUCGGUGGAAGUGCACAUCUCCAUUGUGCUGGCUCAUCGACAUAUGGAUCAUUUGAUGGAUCGCACAAUCAUCAAUUAAAUGACAGUGAACGGAUAUCGCCACCACUUUCGGUGGACGGCAGGGCGACAAACAUUCCUCCGGAGUUCUUCAAAACAGCCAUGAGCUUAGGUUAUUCUUUCCUCGUUACAUGGAUAACUUCAUUUGUGAUGGUCAUAGUACACGAACGAGUUCCCGAUAUGAAACGUUAUCCACCCCUACCAGAUAUUUUUCUCGAUAAUGUUCCACACAUACCUUGGGCCUUUCAUAUGUGCGAAAUAACCGGAACCCUCCUGUUUAGCAUUUGGAGUUGUGUUUGCAUAUUUCACAAAUAUCGAAUGGUGCUGUUGCGUCGUUUUUUUGCCCUAGCCGGAACUGUGUUCCUACUUCGCUGUGUUACCAUGUUGAUAACAUCGUUGAGUGUGCCAGGAACACAUUUGCAAUGUAAUCAAAAUGAUUACAAAGUUGAUGACAACAACUUAACUCUAACGGAAGCCGUCUCUCUUCGAAUAUCCCGAGCAUACACUAUAUGGAGUGGCCUGGGAAUGUCCAUUCAAGGUGUACGAACAUGCGGGGAUUAUAUGUUUAGUGGACAUACAGUGGCCUUAACACUAUUAAAUUUUUUCAUAACUGAAUAUACUCCAAGAAACCUUUAUUUUCUACACACAUUGACAUGGCUUCUUAACAUGUUUGGAAUAUUUUUCAUCUUAGCCGCACACGAGCAUUAUUCAAUUGAUGUUUUUGUUGCGUUUUAUAUAACAUCGCGUCUAUUUCUGUACUAUCAUACUCUAGCUAAUAAUCAGGCUCUAAUGUCCAGGGAUUCAAAUCGGACACGAAUUUGGUUUCCAAUGUUUAGCUACUUCGAAAAUUCAGUUGAUGGCAUUAUUCCAAAUGAAUUCGAUACAAUUGGUACACUGUGCUCGAAAACGUUUAACUGUAUCGUUUGUGUCAAGGAUUCAUGUAUGCUAACCACACGACGUAUUUGGCUACAUCCACCCUAUCUCGAAGCCAUACAAAAGAAUCUCACCAGUGUAGUUGGGGGAACAGAUACAAAUUCCAAAGUAAAAAUAGCACAAACCUCAUCAACAGCAUCUUCCAAUUCAAUUGGUAGGACAAUGAAUCAAUCAACACAUCAUCAUGAAAGCCACGAUAACAGUCCUUCGUCGUCCCCGCCAAAAGAAAAUCAUCAAACUGGAAAUGCGCUUCCAAAGAGUGUCAACCGACCGACUCAACCAUUGAUACCAAGUGAAUCCCGAGUCAAAAAAAUCAUCUAGCUUCUUAUUAUUAUGCAGUAGUAUUACUAUUUUUUCUUUUUAGUUUAAGUUUUUUCUUUUAUUUUUUUUUAAUCAUUCCAAAUUAAAGAAUUUGAAAUUCAAAAAAAAAAAACAUUUUUCAUCAUAAAACAACAUAUUUUUUUUUUAAAUAAUAAAAAUAAUCUAUUUAUUCAGCUAGCAUAGAAUUUAUAUUGCCUUUUACAUAUAAAAUAUGAUUAAAAAUGUAGAUUUUUGUAAAUUGAGCGAACGAGUUUGGAAAAAUAUAAAAUUAGUUUAAAUAUAAUAAUUAUUUAAUGUACAACAUAAAACGAAAUCAAAACACCAUUCGAUAUUUUGAAUUGAUUUUUUGGAGAAAAGACUAACUGAGUACUUCUCGAAAAAGUAUUUUUGUUAGUCUCUUUGAAGUGGUGGUAUCGAAGUUUGUAAAUUUCCUUGUGAACUAUACUAAACAGAGAUUAAAGAGCUUACAAUCUAAAAUUUAA
This is a messenger RNA of Eupeodes corollae, 2329 nucleotides long. It is a transcript of the gene SMSr, whose product is annotated as ceramide phosphoethanolamine synthase. Bases 183 to 1847 code for a protein of 554 amino acids. The transcript is spliced from 5 exons. Gene Ontology annotation, molecular function: sphingomyelin synthase activity; ceramide cholinephosphotransferase activity. The record is from RefSeq and is a predicted model, not a curated record. Lineage: Eukaryota; Metazoa; Arthropoda; Insecta; Diptera; Syrphidae. Gene Ontology annotation, biological process: ceramide biosynthetic process. Gene Ontology annotation, cellular component: endoplasmic reticulum membrane; Golgi membrane.